AUCUUUGUUUUGACAAGCUUCAAGACCCUUCAAGAUGGCGUUGUUCGAAGCUUGUGCGAAACAGUUUGUAAAAGAUACAGGGCGAUCUACGCUUUUUCCUGUUCUUGAUUUAAACACUUCUGCGCGUUGUGAUAUUCUUUGUGUUGUGACGAAGAAGAGGAGUCGUUGGCUCUGGAAGUCAGACAAAUAUAAAACAACUCCUUUCUCCUUGAACGAGCUUUUGACAAAGCCCGUUGACAUUAGUGGCCAAAUUAAAAAAUCUGUUUUUAUUGCAAACUACAAGAAUGAGCCAAAGUUCCAUGUCAGCGGCAAGCUAGGAGCAAAGAUUGCCACAGAAUUUGGAAUAGAUGUAUCAGCUAUAGAUUCAUUUACUAUAAGCAUGGAUGUCGGAGAUGUGAUCAAAAAGCAAGUACAUUGGGGUAAUUUAAAUGACGCACUAGCAGACAUCACUUUGAAUUUGGACCAUGAAUAUGUCCAGUAUAUACUCUCCAAGCCGAGGAGAAGUCUAUGUGUGAUUUAUGAAACAGUCGCAACACAUGGAGAUUCAGAGCUUGAUUCAGAUUCCAGUGGACAAGGCGAUGCUUCCCUUAAUGCUGGUAAACCUACAUUCUCCAUCAACUUGUCUGGAUCUGUACAAGUGGCACACCAUCGCUCAUUUGAACUGCCCAAUAACACCAUACUUGGAUAUGCUUGCAAUGAAAUAACAUUUGACUCAGCCAUGGGAACAUUUCAGUUGGUCCUAGCUGAUGCCACAGAUGGAGGAGGAAUGAGCACUAGGGAGUGUUGCGUGUUUGACGAACCAGAUGGUCAGAAUGAUAAAGCCCUGAAAGCUGUCUUUGAUGACCUUCUCAACUCUCCACUCUGUUCCAAGAUUUUUGAUCUCUAUAGGAAGAUUCUUUCCUGCCCAGCAGCAGUUGCACCCCUGAGAGACCUGCUAGAGAAAGGACUGUCCUCUGCUGAAAAGAAAAAUCCCAAGCCAUUUGAACUCAAAGAACUCAAGACCAAAGCAGGAGCUGCAUAUGAAAACUGCAAGGAACUGUUUCUUUUGUUAGGAUUCAACAUGGAUGAGUCUGGAGAUGGCAACAUAACUUUUCCUCAGGGCAGUGCAGAUGGUUUGUUACACUGUUGUACUGCUCUCACUGAAGCUCUAGUUGAGUUAUCAGCUCCUCAAUGCCUUGCAUUAAAAGAAGUGACUUCAGAAUACCUGGAACCACUACUGUAUCUGCUCAAGAAUGUUAUGUACAGUAAGGACACAUCAGUUGACGACCCACUGCUUCAGAGAGUGUGGACGCAUUCUGCAAACCCUGCCAAGAAUUUGCUUCUGUCAUUAGGUUUUGACCAGGUGAUAACAGAAGGGAACAAUAAACUGUUACAGUUAACGUGGGACUCAGAACACAUCUCUCUUGAGGAUACUUAUGUUGCGGUAUUUGUUUUGUGUAGUGAAUAAUUUGUUAACUUUAUUAAAUUUUAUUUGUACUCCUGUAUAUGAAUUGAUGUAAAAUCCCAUAAAUGCACCACAAGAACAAGUUCUAUGCAGCCAAUCAGAAACAAGAUCACUCCACCCGCCCUCUAUGAGUUAGUUUAAAUUUUGUUUCAACCGCGUGCUGCUAUUAGGGCAUAGUCUAAUGAUUGCUUCAAGGGUGAAACUCGAGUACAUGUAACUAGUUUCUACAUGACUGUACUGUAUCUUCAAUUUAUCUUGCUCUGCAUGACUAUCGAGCACUCCUACAAUUGUGUGAAAACACUUCUAUUUUGCUUUGUUUAUAUCAUGUUAGAGAGUUUUUUAAAUUAAUAUUUUUUAUUAAGGAAAUAUGUUAUUGCUUAACACAUUCUAUUUCUGGGUUUAAGAUUAUAAUCAUGAAUUUUGGGGGGGGGCAGGGUGGGGGGGAAAGGAACAUUUUUAUCUUGCUUUCGGUUUGUAAUUUGUUUGACACAAGACAUUCAAUUAGUGGUUUCAUUAAUAGCUUAGCCAAAAUAUGGAAACAUGUGUAGCUUGGCAUAUUUAUAUACCAAAGGAGACAACAGAGGACAUAAAUUAAGGUGCUAUAUACAUACAUUUUCACUUUACGUGACAUUAGAGAAAUAUUAUGAAUGAAUUACCACUUUGUGUUGA
Molecule: messenger RNA, 2113 nt
Organism: Orbicella faveolata
Lineage: Eukaryota; Metazoa; Cnidaria; Anthozoa; Scleractinia; Merulinidae
Product: gasdermin-E-like
Biological process (GO): programmed cell death
Cellular component (GO): cytoplasm
Source: RefSeq, a predicted model, not a curated record